AUGCAUAUAUGCCUAUGGUCACCAAUGCAACGUGGUACAUUUGAUAUUUCAACUCCAGGUGCUCAUUCAUGUUAUCAUAAAAUAGCACCAUGUGGUAAUAUUAAUUCAUCAUCAUCAUCUCCACGUACAUCAUUAGUUGCUGGUAGUAAACAUAAAGUUGAAUUUCAACAAAAUCUUAAUCAUUAUUAUACAAUAAAACCUGGUACAAUUGAUAUAUCAUUUGCUGUAGGUCUUAAUCCAUCUGAAAAUGAUUUUACUGUAAUACAUUCAUUAUCGGAUUAUAAUGCAAUGAAUCAAAUAACACAAACAAAUUUUUCAGUUGAAAUUAAUUUACCAAAUCAACCAUGUGAUGAAUGUGUUCUACGUGUUCGAUACUUGUCAAAUAAUCCUUUAGAAGAUGAUCAUGGAACAGUUUUUCAUCAAUGUUCAGAUAUAAAAUUAACUCAAACAUUAAUUAAUAUAAAAAGGAAAGACAAAGAACAAGAAAAACGAGUAGAAAGUAUGAAUAAAGAAAGACAAGAAGAUCCACAUGAUUGUUGUAUACCAGAAAGUUAUGUUAAUUCUUUUUUUCAUAUUAUACCUGCUAUUGAUUUUCGAUCAGAAGGAGUAAUUUAUUAUGAUAAAAAAGCAAAACAAAUGCGUGUUACUGUAGUUAAUAAUGGUGGUCGUGGUAAUACAACUUAUGAUGGUUUAUUUCAUAUGUGGAUGAAUUUUACAUCAGGCAAACAAUAUUAUUAUAAUUAUCGUAAUGGUACAUGUGAUCUUUAUGGGUUAGAUUAUUGGAAUGAUUGGUGUUUUGGUAAUAAAUAUAAUCAAAGUGAAGAUUUUGUUGCAGCUGAUAUUCCAUGUACAUCACCUCUUGCACCAUCUAGUAAAUGUCAUCAAUGGCGUAAUGGAGAAUUUCUUUUUGAAACUUAUGCAGAUGAUUCAUGUUUUCCAUCAAGUAUAUCUCGGCCUAGUGGAGAACGUAUUGUUUAUUUUGGAGGAAGUGUUCAUCCAAUUCCAUCAUAUAUUUUUAUACCUGAUCCAGUUUGUCUUAAACAGAAAAAAGUUAAACAUGCUCCACCUGGAUGGAUGAGAUUUCAUUUAUAA
Messenger RNA from Rotaria sp. Silwood1, 1092 nucleotides. The record is from the annotation of a GenBank genome assembly. NCBI's taxonomy places the organism in Eukaryota, Metazoa, Rotifera, Eurotatoria, Philodinida, Philodinidae.